This is a messenger RNA of Saccostrea echinata, 1051 nucleotides long. RefSeq names its product prostaglandin E2 receptor EP4 subtype-like. Bases 35 to 1051 code for a protein of 338 amino acids. Gene Ontology annotation, cellular component: plasma membrane. Lineage: Eukaryota; Metazoa; Mollusca; Bivalvia; Ostreida; Ostreidae. The transcript is spliced from 2 exons. The record is from RefSeq and is a predicted model, not a curated record. Gene Ontology annotation, molecular function: G protein-coupled receptor activity. Gene Ontology annotation, biological process: adenylate cyclase-activating G protein-coupled receptor signaling pathway; positive regulation of cytosolic calcium ion concentration; inflammatory response.
UCAGAAUCCUUUAUGAAAUACCGAAGUAAACGAAAUGUCGUCUACUGUAGGUGUGAACAAUCAACAUUCCAAUUCAUCAUCAGGUCUUUUUGAGUCACCUUCCAUUGUGCCUCCCGUAUUGCUUUGUCUUCUAGGAGUUGCUGGAAAUGGAUUUGCCAUAGUCAUCGUGUGUUGCUCUGUAAAACACCACCAGUGGCGGCCAUUUUAUCGCUUUGUGUGUGGACUUGCUAUAACAGAUGGCUUCGGUGUGAUGUUGGCGGUGCCUUUUGCUGUCGUUAGAUACGCAACAAAUUUUAAGUUUACUUAUUCUCAGACGGUGUGUGAUUACAUGGCUGUCAUUCAAAUGUUUACAAUACUUGCUUCUGCAAUGAUCGUAUGUACGAUGUCAAUAGAACGAUUCUUGGCUCUAAUAUUUCCAUACAAGUUCCAGUCUUUGACAAAAGAAACUAGAAGCACCGUAGUGUUAAUCUGUAUUUGGGGUGUGUCUGCUUUCCUAUCAUCUGGUCAUCUCAUGGCGGGAAGACACAGUAAACGAUUUUAUCCGGAUUCCUGGUGUUUCGUGAAUUUUGAGUCCCAGGAUACAACAGAUCGAGGAUUUGCUUACCUGUAUGUUUUGAUGGGACUUCUUGUACUGCUUACUACCUUUGUAACUAACGUAAUUCUUAUCGUGGUAAUACUCAAAAGCAAGUGGACAAAGUCUUCCAAAUCCGUCGAAAACAAACAUGGCACUCGUAUUAUUCUUUUCCUGUUCUCUGUUGUUAUGCUGUACAGCAUAUGCAGUUUGCCAAUACUGAUAAAUAUGCUUGGCCGUCUCUCUGGAAGUUUCGAAGGUAGUCUAAGCUUUGAACUGCUCGGCAUAGAAAUGGCCACAACUAAUUCAAUCAUAGAUCCGUGGAUUUAUAUCAUCUUUCGCAAAGAACCAUUCAACUUCGUACGUCGAUUAUAUAAUAAGUUUACGUGCGCCAGAUGUAAUUCAAGAAAAACUGAACUUGAAUGGCAAACUACAGACGCUCAAAACGAGCUUGAUAGUUUUACAAUAACAUCGGUGUAG